AUGGCCGAGUGGAGCACAGAAUUUGCUAAGCUCAUGGCUGGAGAUUUCGACCCCAAUCCUGAGUCAAAGCCUGCUCUCCCCGUACCUGUUGAUAUGGAUGAGUGGGAGAUCGAGACGAUUUUCCAGGCACCAGCUGGGUGCAAGCACUAG
Prunus armeniaca (apricot) is the source of this 150-nucleotide messenger RNA. The record is from the annotation of a GenBank genome assembly. Lineage: Eukaryota; Viridiplantae; Streptophyta; Magnoliopsida; Rosales; Rosaceae.